UCGUUGCCUCCCCAUCUGACUCUGCCCGUGACGUCUUCAACUCAACCACGAAGCAUCUCAGACGCGUACACCUCCCGUAUGAGCAUCGUACGUUCUUGUUUUGUAAAUUGAGAUGCUAACGGGCAGACACUUCGUUAUCGCUCCCGGCUAGGGACAGCCAGGGCAACCUUUCAAGCAAGUGAUGACUUUCGUAGUGUCCACGAAGCCAUUGCGCAAGCGCUCCCCUCAGCCGACCCAGCUUCCCUUGCACUCUGUGAUAAACCCUCUGGCCCCUUCACCUCCUUCAAUACACUCCAUGGCAAGACUAUCGCUCAGCUCGGUAUGAAGCAUGGGGAUAUGCUCUUCCUCCAAUUCAGCGAUCGUGCAUCAGACAUGCCAACAGAGACGGAACCUGUCAAAGCAACGGCGCAUAAACUCUCUGGUGCCUCUGUACCCAUCAAACCAUCUACGCGACCACCUGCCGUAUCAGCAGAUGCGUGGAAGACGGUGAAACAGCACCCCGUGGAUGAUCAGCUAGAAAAGCAAUCUGGCAAGAUCCCAAGGACGCGCGAUCGGAUGUGUAAGCAUGGCCCGAAAGGCAUGUGUGACUACUGCAUGCCUCUUGAACCCUUCGAUGCGACGUACCUAGAGGAACACAAAAUCAAGCAUGCAUCCUUCCAUGCACACCUCAAAAAGGUCAAUAGCGCAACCAAUAAGCCGGAACUCAAUAGCUCCUUCAUUCCACCACUUAGCGAACCAGUGGUCACAGUCCUGCCGAAUUGCACAACAGGACACGCCCCUUGGCCCGGUGGUAUCUGCAGCAAAUGCCAACCCUCCGCAGUCACGCUUCAACGCCAAGAUUACCGAAUGAUGGAUCAUCUUGAAUUUGCGAAUCCAACCAUUGUCGACAAAUUCUUGGACUAUUGGCGGAAAUCAGGGCAUCAGCGAUUUGGGUUUUUAUUCGGUACUGUGCAAGCCUAUGAAGGUGUUCCCCUGGGUCAAAAAGCCGUUGCCCAAGUGAUUUACGAGCCACCACAAGCGUGCCAUGCUGAUGGUAUUGAACUUUUACCCUGGGAAGACCGUGCGCUCGUCAUGCAAGUUGCUGAGCGAUGCAAUCUAGAAUUGGUGGGUUGCUUAUUUACCGAUUUGACCGAUGACGGGUCAGGCAAGGGUACCGUCCUGCGGAAAAGACAUAUUGAUUCUUUCUUCCUCUCAAGUUUGGAAGCACAACUUGCUGCCUUGUUUCAAUCUGAGCAUCCCUGCAAGUCACAUUGGGCAGCGAACGGGCGGUACGGCUCGAAAUUCAUCACUGCCGUGGUCUCUGGGAGUCCUGAUACAGGCGCUAUUGACAUUGCUCCUUACCAAAUCUCAGAACAAGGAGUUGCCUUGUUCUCUGCACAUGUUGUCGAACCCAGCACAGACCCAAACACUAUUUUGGUAUGCAAGGAAGAAGACGAUGCAAAGGUAUACAUUCCUGAAGUGUUUUACUCAAAAGUCAAUGAAUAUGGGCGACAGGUCAAGGAGAAUGCCAAGCCUGCAUUUCCAAUGGAAUACUUACUUGUGACGCUCACGCACGGAUUCCCAAAUGAGCCGCAAGAGCGAUUUGGUGCGACGUUUCCUAUUGAGCAUCGUGGUGCGAUUGGCGAAGCUGGCGAUCUCGCAGCUGUUGCGAAGCAGUUGAAAUUAAGUGAGUCUGCUACACAAUCAGGCCAGGCAUCCAUCAAGGCCAUUCAAGAUUUUCAUCUCGUCUUGUACCUCGCUUCACUGGAUAUCCUCUCAAAACAAGAACUUGGCAUGCUUUGUGAAACGGCCGCAACGGGCAGUAUGGAAAAGGCACAGGGACUGAUUGAGUCUGGUGGGUGGCAAACGCUCUUGGCCAUUCUCGAAGAAUCGACUGGCGGAUGAUGCAGGUGCAUUGGAGAGUUUGACGAUUGACAGUGAUUCAGAUACGACGCGACAAGCAGC
This is a messenger RNA of Protomyces lactucae-debilis, 1944 nucleotides long. Its product is annotated as NPL4 family-domain-containing protein. Bases 322 to 1884 code for a protein of 520 amino acids. Lineage: Eukaryota; Fungi; Ascomycota; Taphrinomycetes; Taphrinales; Protomycetaceae. Gene Ontology annotation, cellular component: nucleus. Gene Ontology annotation, molecular function: ubiquitin binding; ubiquitin protein ligase binding. The transcript is spliced from 3 exons. Gene Ontology annotation, biological process: ubiquitin-dependent protein catabolic process. The record is from RefSeq and is a predicted model, not a curated record.